GUGCACUCACCUUAUUGCAAGGUGUGUUGCAUGAUCGUCGCGAUGGAUGAAAGCGACGAACAUAUGCCAAAGAGGCGCAAGAUAUCCCACGAUACCAAAUUUGCCCUACCUCCCCCAUUUUUGAGAUACAGCCCGAUCGCGCAGACCACGUUGGAGAUACUCGACACCGAUCUCGAAAAGGCCGGACUCCGUGACCGCGACCAUCCUUUGCCCGUGACUGUCGAAAUCAUAUCGGACACGGAUGAACCGCUUCUGAUCAGUCUGAGCGUGGGAAAGAGCAAGGGUUUGAAAGAGGUGCGAGCGAGAGCGCCAUUGUCAACGACGGACAGAGAGAUCCUGCUGGAUUCGACACACCUCGACUCCGCAGUGAAAUACAGACAUUCUGCCGCCUUACCGCUGGCAUGUACUUAUUCUAGCAUUCAGGCUACUGCUAAUGGUGUUGAGUUGACGACUUUGAUUCUGUGGGAAGACACUGUCUCGCUGAGGGACAAAGUCGACCCAAAGUUGCGCGAUGUCCUCGCUCGCUAUGUGCCGUCUAAAACAAUCACAGCGCCCUCAUUCGAGUCAUGGGAACCACGUCAAUUCUAUGACAGCGUUCACGUCCCCGAAAAAUCAGAAGAAGCAUCUGCAAAGAUCAAUGUGCCAUAUCUGGAAUCCACGUUAUUUCCCUUUCAGCGUCGUGGCGUGCGAUGGCUUCUACGCCGAGAAGGCGUCGAUCUCAGGUCGAGCGGACAAACCCAGCUGCUGCCUGAUUCUCCUGCGAAUUUUCUACCCCAAGGGUUUGAGAUGACUAAGACCUCCGAUGGAGUUCAAUGCUACGUCAGCCAUGCUUUGGGUAUUCUCUCGACCGACUUGUCCUCGAUUCAAAAGCAAUUCGGUUCUAUCAAAGGCGGCAUCCUGGCCGAUGAGAUGGGUCUUGGCAAGACGUUGGAGAUAAUAUCUUUGAUCGGCCUGCACCCUAGACCACCGGUCCUGGGCGACCCUCUUGGUUUGCGACAGUCUUCCUCUACGCUGAUCAUCACUCCUCCUACGAUUCUAGAACAAUGGAAACAAGAACUGCAGGAACAUGCUCCCGCUCUGCGUGUAUACCAUUAUCAAGGUGUCAAUACUUACAGGAAGGCGGGUGAUAAACUUAUCGAUGAGCUUUUAAGUCAAGAUGUGGUUUUGACUACAUACAAUGUCAUCGCUAAGGAGGUUCAUUAUGUUGCAGAGAAGCCUGAUCGAAAGCUCCGGAACCGACAGCGAUAUGAACCUCCCAAAAGCCCCCUGACACAGAUUUCAUGGUGGAGAGUUUGUCUGGACGAAGCCCAAAUGGUGGAAAGUGGUGUAUCUUCAGCGGCAACUGUUGCUCGCCUGAUUCCUCGGAUUAAUGCUUGGGCAGUCACGGGUACUCCUCUGCGGAAAGGGCACAGAGACCUGUAUGGCCUCCUCCUGUUUCUUCGCAGUAUGCCAUGGUCUCACUCGACUCGGCUGUGGGACUAUCUAGUCAGCUAUCAUCGACCGCUUUUCAAAGAUAUGCUGGGCGAGAUUGCUAUGAGGCAUACAAAAGAUUUCGUGCGGGAAGACUUGCGGUUACCCCCUCAAAGCAGACAUACCAUUACAAUCCCAUUCACACCUAUUGAAGAACAACACUAUUCGCAACUUUUCCAGGAGCUUUGUGAGGAUUGCAACCUUGAUCGAACGGGUGCACCUCAAAAUGAUGACUGGGACCCAGACUCACCGGCCAUGAUUGAGAAGAUGAGGACAUGGCUCACUCGUCUACGGCAGACUUGUCUACACCCAGAGGUUGGCGGUCAUAAUCGUCGCGCUUUGGGUAGAAACCACAAUGGGCCCUUGAGGACGGUUGAGCAGGUCCUAGAUGUGAUGAUCGAUCAACAUGAAGGCCAAGUCCGAACCGCUCAGCGACUCCGCCUGAUGGCCAAGAUACGUAGGGGCCAAUUGAAGGAAAAUGCCAAAACCACGGGUGAGGCUCUAGAAAUAUGGAAAGAGGUGCAUGAGGAAUCGUGUGUCAUCGUGGAGGAAUGUCGGCAACAAUUUGAAGAAGAACAACAGACCUCUGAAAUCAUAAAGGCAGAGGAUGAUGACAACGAAGAGGCUAAUCCGCGAUUGACCACCAUGCGCGCACGGCUACGAUCUGCGCUAGAAAUACAACAUAUUGCCAUCUUCUUCAUCGCCAAUGCAUAUUUCCAGCUCAAAUCGCUACAAACCGAGGGAAGUGAAGCUUUUGAAAAUCUCGAAAGGCAAGAAACUGCGGCAUAUGAAAAAGCCAAAGCCGUACGAGGCGAACUCCUUGCGGAGAAUCUACGGCACGUCAACAAGUUAAUCACGUCCGUCAGAAAUAGUAUUUCGAGCGGUUCCGUGGCAAUUCCUGAUCUCAAGGAGCCUGAUGGAUAUAGCGGGAUCGAGAGCCGCAAAAUCUUUGACAAGAUCGAUGCUUACUGUGAAGCGAUGAAUGUCCAAGCUCAGCAGUUCCGAGAAUUGCGGAUGAAGAUGGCCGACUUUCUAAGCCAAGCACUUAUCGAUGAAGAUGAGGGAGUCGAGCUGCAGGGUGACGAAUAUGAAAGUUCCACAAAGCAUCAAGAUGAAAUGUAUGCUUACAUGGAGGCAUUGAGAGCGCUAUUUGCGGACCGCAGCGAAGCUCUCAGCGGGCAAGAGAACAUGCUUAUCAAACAAGAGAUGAAGCAAUUUCUUCGUGCCGCGAAGGAAGGUCAAGGCCCGGCCCCCGAACUAAUGCUGAACUUGCUUGCAGAGCGAGAGCAGAAGAGGGUCAAGGUUUCUGAAUUCGGUUGUCUGCGCGGGCUGAUCGCAGAAGUCAGGCAGACGGUUACUUCGUUGCAGUGGCUGGAGGGUAACGGUCACACUCGAGCAGGCUAUGAAGUAACUAUCCUUGAGAGCGUGCUGAAACAUAUGCAACAGUUGAACACCGCUCAGACCAAAUGUCUCACCAGUCUCGAACAAGAAGUCAACCAAUUCCGUGACACGAUGAACAGUCGUCUUGACUAUUAUCGUGCUCUCCAGAAAAUCUCUGAUACAGUCGCUCCGUACCAAGAAGAAAACGUCGGAAAGCCGCUGUCAGAACGACAUUACCACGAAUUCGAAGUCGAAGAGGCCAAACAUCAGCAGAAGGUUGUUUCAUUGUCGGCCAAAUUGCGGUAUUUGCUUCAUAUGAAGUCGACGGAAACCAAGUCUUCCGCUCCUAGAGUCUGCACAAUCUGCACCGAUCAGUUCGAGAUUGGGACCAUGACCUCCUGCGGUCAUCAAUUCUGCAAAGAGUGUGUUCUGACGUGGUGGGCCCAACACCGCAACUGUCCAGUCUGCAAGACCACGCUACAUCCGAAUAGUUUUCACGACAUAGCGUACAAACCCGCUGAGAUCGCAGUGCAGGCCGAGUCCCCUUCGUCGACCUCUCCGACCACCAAUUCUCCGUCCGGUGCGGACCGAACUCACGAUCAGUCAAUUUACUCAGAUAUCAGUACUAGCAUGCUGAACCAGAUCAAGAACAUCGAUCUUCGGGGUCCGAGCUUUGGUAGUAAGAUCGAUUUCCUGUGUCGACACCUCUUGUGGCUCCGCGAGCACGAUCCAGGCUGCAAGUCGAUCAUCUUCUCCCAGUAUCGCGAGUUCAUCGACGUCCUUGCCCGGGCGUUUUCAGAGUACAAGAUCUCUUCUACGCGUUUCGACAUCAAGAACGGAAUCGAAAAGUUCAAGGCCGAUCCUUCGAUCGAGUGUUUUCUCUUGCACGCAAAGGCCCACUCCGCCGGUCUGAACCUCGUGGUGGCGAGCCACGUGUUUUUGUGCGAGCCUCUGAUCAACACGGCCAUCGAGUUGCAGGCCAUUGCGCGUGUCCAUCGAAUUGGCCAGCACAGACCCACGACGGUGUGGAUGUACCUGAUCGCCGAUACGGUCGAAGAGAGCAUCUACGACAUCUCCGUCGCGAGGAGAUUGGCACAUUUGAAGAGCAAUUCCGACAGUAGGAGCUCGGGCUCGAUCAAAGACAAAGGAAAAAGCAAGGCGUCCUCCUCCGCUGCAAGUUCUGGCACGGCGACGCCAGCCGCGUCGUCAUCGUUGCAGGAAAACGCCAUCGACGCGGCGAACUCGAUGGAGCUCCAGGCAGCCGAUCUGUCGAGAUUGCUUACCGCGGGUAAAAAUGGCGGCGAGAUGGUGGACAAGGAAGAUCUCUGGGCGUGUUUGUUCGGCCGGGUCAAGAAGCGCGAGGAAGUCACGGGUGGGUUUGCGGAUGCCAGACCUGCUUCGUCGGAGAUGGGUCGAUUGCUCAGACUCGAAGCUGCACAACAUCGACACGGUUCGAAAGUGCUUUGAUGUGUAUAAUAGGGGCGAGGCUGUACUACGAUUUCGUGACCGAUCUCUUCUUGCGUUCUGCUGUUGGGAAGACUCGAGUGAGAUUACGUUUGGCGUUGGACUGGCCAACAGAUUGAAAUGUGCUUUAGAUAGAGAGAGACACCAUGAGAACCUAGAGAUGAA
This is a messenger RNA of Exophiala oligosperma, 4479 nucleotides long. RefSeq lists its product as uncharacterized. Gene Ontology annotation, molecular function: ATP-dependent chromatin remodeler activity; ATP binding; ubiquitin protein ligase activity. Gene Ontology annotation, biological process: protein polyubiquitination; DNA damage response. Bases 31 to 4317 code for a protein of 1428 amino acids. Lineage: Eukaryota; Fungi; Ascomycota; Eurotiomycetes; Chaetothyriales; Herpotrichiellaceae. The transcript has a single exon. The record is from RefSeq and is a predicted model, not a curated record. Gene Ontology annotation, cellular component: nucleus.